AAAAUGGUCAACACUGUCUACAGUGAUGAGGAAAGGGGAACCCAAGACAAGGAAAGCAAGGAGGAGACCAUCUUGGCCAUGUUGGGCAUCAUCGGGACCAUUCUCAACUUGCUGGUCAUUAUCUUCGUUUACAUCUACACCACGUUGUAGAGCGCUUCUACGUCAACAACGGCGAUGACGACGGAUGUGAAGACGGGAUGGCGGUGGAGGCAAAAUAUGGACCGGUACCAAACGGGAUCUAAGACCAAGCGGUGAAGGUGCGGGUGUGCAGAACAUCGGCUUGCGCGUAGAUAACGCACGAGGCUAUUCGUGACUUUGAAGGCUUUAAAGUGCAGCCCCAAUCCUCGCAUGGGAUCAACAAAAGGACUGCAACCA
Syngnathoides biaculeatus (alligator pipefish) is the source of this 375-nucleotide messenger RNA. RefSeq names its product protein TUNAR-like. The record is from RefSeq and is a predicted model, not a curated record. The coding region runs from base 4 to 150 and encodes 48 amino acids. Lineage: Eukaryota; Metazoa; Chordata; Actinopteri; Syngnathiformes; Syngnathidae. The transcript has a single exon.